UUCUCCUCUUCUUCAGUGAGGACCCCGCGGCUGCUCCGCUCUGCGCCGCGCCGCGCCCCGCCCCGGGCCGGGAAUGCGCUGUUGGGCGGCCGGAGCUGCGCGUCGGGGGGGAGAGCGGGAUGGAGGUGGAGGAGGCGUUCCCGCUGGUGGGGCAGAUGGGGCCCUACCAGGUGUACCUGUGCGUCCUGCUGGCCGUGCUGCUGCAGCUCUAUGUGGCCACUGAAGCCAUCCUCAUCGCAUUGGUGGGCGCAACUCCUCCCUACCACUGGGAUCUCCAAGAGCUCUCAGCUAACCAGAGCCAUGGCAACCAGUCAGUGAGCGAGCAGAGAGCUUUUGGGGAAUGGCUUCUGACCGCCAAUGGCAGUGAGGUGCAUAAGCACGUACACUUCGGCAGCAGCUUCACAUCAAUAGUCUCUGAGUGGUUUUUAAUUGGCAACACAUCAUACAAAGUGAGUGCUGCCAGCUCUUUCUACUUCAGUGGUGUGUUUGUUGGAGCAAUCUCCUUCGGCCAGCUCUCUGAUCGCUUCGGGAGGAAGAAAGUCUAUCUCACAGGUUUUGCUCUCGACAUCUUGUUUGCCAUUGCAAAUGGAUUCUCACCUUCAUAUGAAUUCUUUGCCAUCUCUCGCUUCUUGGUAGGGAUGAUGAAUGGUGGGAUGUCACUGGUGGCCUUUGUUCUACUGAAUGAGUGUGUGGGUACUGCUUACUGGGCAUUAGCAGGAUCUAUUGGUGGCUUGUUCUUUGCUGUGGGAAUUGCCCAGUAUGCGUUGUUAGGGUACUUCAUUCGUUCCUGGAGGACGCUGGCUGUUGUGGUUAACCUGGAAGGAACAGUCGUCUUCCUCCUCUCUCUAUUCAUCCCAGAGUCCCCCCGCUGGCUGUAUUCCCAAGGCCGGCUGAAUGAAGCAGAAGAUGCCCUCUACCUCAUUGCAAAGAGGAACCGCAAGCAGAAGUGCACUUUCUCAUUAAAACUCCCAGCAGAGAGGAGCUCCAGAGAGGCUGGCAGCUUCUUGGACCUGUUCCGAUACAAGAUCCUCUUGGGACGCACGUUGAUCAUGAUGUUUACCUGGUUUGUGUGCAGCUUGGUUUACUAUGGUCUUACCCUAAAUGUGGGUGACUUCGGUGGAAGUAUUUAUGCCAAUUUAGCCCUUUCAGGGUUGAUAGAAAUCCCAGCAUACCCAAUCUGUAUUUACUUGAUUAACCAAAAAUGGUUUGGUCGGAAGCGAACACUGAGCACAUUUCUGUUCCUGGGAGGAUUGGCUUGUCUUAUUGUCAUGUUCCUUCCUAAAAAGAAAGAUACUGGAGUGUUCGCAGUGGUGAAUAGUCGCUCUCUGUCUUUGCUGGGGAAACUGACAAUCAGUGCUGCAUUUAACAUUGUCUACAUCUACACAUCAGAACUUUAUCCCACAGUGAUCAGAAAUGUUGGAAUGGGUGCCUGCUCCAUGUUUUCCCGGGUCGGCGGAAUCAUUGCUCCAUUCGUCCCUUCAUUGAAAUCUGUACAGUGGUCUCUGCCUUAUAUUGUCUUUGGAGCAACUGGUCUUUUGUCUGGACUCUUAAGUUUAUUAUUGCCAGAGACCUUAAACAGCCCUUUGCUAGAAACUAUUUCAGACCUGCAGGUGUGCUCAUACUGGAGGCUGGGUGAUGAAGCCAUGUCAUUGCAAGCCCUAGAUGGCUCUCAGUCUGGAGACAAAGACUGCUCUACAGGGAGUGGAAGUGAAGAUGAGGAGUUUUAUGAUGCUGAUGAAGAGACUCAUAUGAUCAAGUAAUGAAAAGAAGAAACACUGUCCUAUUUUAUGCCUUUUCUUAAUUGUCUGGGCAGUCCAGCCGUAAGAUGAGUACUGGGGACCUCGUCUGUCAAGGAAUGUCGCUGGGCAAGUGCCUGUGUUUCUCCUGACUAGCAGAGGGGUUUGAGUACUGUUCAGACUAAUUACACCACUGAUGCUCUCCAUACCAGGCAUCCAUUCAAAUUCUUAUGGUUUAUGGUGAUGGUGCAUGGACCACAGUUGAAGUUAGGUGAGACAGCAAGGGUAGGACUGUGUAUGUGUGAAGCCUGGGCAAUCACCUAGGCUUAGACAUGUUUGGACAGCUCAUCAGUGCACGUUUGUAUUCUGUUUUCAAGGUGGUUGAUUUUGAUUCAGUAUAAAUUGAUAAAUUUGGAAACAUCCACUGUUUGUUUUUAUAUACGGUGCAAGUGGUCUCAGAGUGUGCUGUGUUGCUACUUCAGUGGGAACAAAUUCCUGAAAUUGUAUGUUAAAAUGGCUUCUGCAUAUUGAAUAGGGGAGAGGCAACUAUGAACAUAAGGUUUCUCUCUCUCCACAUAGGCACUGUAUAAAGUUACAGGGUGCAUCUGGUUAGUCAUGAGCUGUGCAUUCAUUAAGUUAGCUAUAAUGGAAGUCUGGGAGGAAGGACUAUAGAAAAGAGCAACCAUAAAGCCUGCAGAAUAAAGGACAUUACUGAUCUCUUUUUUCCCUUCUUUUCAUCUACCAAGUGUUUUCUUGGGGUUAGGCCUACAUCUGCCACAUCUUCCGCCACAUCUUCCCCCCCAUCUCAGCACUGCUGUUUGUAGCUUUGCCUACCUUUACCUUGUCCUCACUCUGCCAUAAAUAUUGAACCUCAGCAAUUUCUCUGUGCAGUGAAAUAUUCUGUGAAGUAUAUAAUUUCCUGGCUGGGACAUAGGUGAAGUAUUUAUCACAUACUCUGUGUUGUGAGGUAUGUGUUAGAACAUAUAGCUCAUCUUUUGUUCACCUAUCUGUGUCUUUAUUUCUGAAAGAAACUGGAUUCUGAAGUGAUACGAGGAACUGUGGGUUGCUGUUACAUUUUGGAGAUUAUUGCCAGGAAGCUGCUAGUAUUUAUUUUAAAAUCUUGUGUGUAGAUAGUUAUUUAAAAUAAAGAGGGGAAGAGGGUGGGAAGGCAAAACCUCUUUGAGAUAGCAUUUGGUUACUUGAUGUUGUUUCUUAACCAAGUGCUUGCUCAAGCAGUUAGUUACUUGACCUUGUUGAGGAAGACAGCUUCACUCUCCAGUUGACACUGAGUGCUUCAUUAGAAGGAUAUGGAAUACUGAAAUAUGAAACAAACACAAGAGAUGUUUCAGCUACAAAGAUGAGGCCUUACAAGGGUUCAGCUUUCUUGAUGAUGUUGCUGUCUUCAUCCUCUAACCUGUGGCUUUGUGCUGAUUAGAAUUGACUUCCAUGAAACAUUUGUUAGUCAUUAUACAUGGAGUUCCUAGCAAAGAGCCACGCAGUGGCAGCAAGUCUAUUGUCAGGCUCGCUAGCCAUUGUUGUGCAUGUUAGACUAAGGGAAAGCUGACUGCUGAAUGUUU
This is a messenger RNA of Neopsephotus bourkii (Bourke's parrot), 3313 nucleotides long. It is a transcript of the gene SLC22A15, whose product is annotated as solute carrier family 22 member 15. NCBI's taxonomy places the organism in Eukaryota, Metazoa, Chordata, Aves, Psittaciformes, Psittacidae. Gene Ontology annotation, cellular component: membrane. The record is from RefSeq and is a predicted model, not a curated record. The transcript has 12 exons. Gene Ontology annotation, biological process: transmembrane transport. The coding region runs from base 120 to 1760 and encodes 546 amino acids. Gene Ontology annotation, molecular function: transmembrane transporter activity.